UGUCUCAUUGUCCAAAAACUGCGAGAGUUGUCUGGAUUUGGAUGGGAUGAGACGAGGAAGAUUGUCAUUGCCAGUAACAAAGUGUGGGAUGAUUACCUUGAGGCACAUCCUGAAGCCAAGGUUUGGCAUUCGACACCAUUCCCCCUCUAUGAUGACAUCAUUGUGCUCAUGGAUGGGUGUCAUGUAACUGAUGAAGGGGCCCUGCAUAUUGGGUACAAGACGAGCCCUCCCUGGCCAAGCACACUUCUCGACAAUGAGGAUGAUGUCUUUGUAGGUGAGGAUGUACUCAGAGGGAAUCCUGAGUCUGAAUCAGCUGAUGAGAAAUCUAUACCUGUUUCUCACACUCCGCGUGUUCCGAAACAUGGACAUGCUCCUUCAGUAUCACCAACUUCGACUGGAGUCCAUAAAAAAUGUUCUAAUGUGAAGCUGACUGGACCAGCAGCAAUUCUUGGAGUAGCUGAUGCUCUUGAAUCUGUUGCUAUGUCAUUCACUACUCCUACUAGUUUUCUUGAUGAUGUUCCUAGUACUCCAAAAUGUCGCAUUAAUGCCAUCCAGGCUGUUUGUACUGAUGCUACCCUAUCUUCUGAUGAAUGUGCCAAGGUUGUUGCGCUUUUUACCAAGGAUGUAGCUAUUGCAGAUGCCUAUACUGCCAUUUCAGAUGUCUCUCUCUGUUCUAUGUACAUUCAUCUAGAACUCGAAAAAUAG
This is a messenger RNA of Suillus subaureus, 705 nucleotides long. RefSeq lists its product as uncharacterized. NCBI's taxonomy places the organism in Eukaryota, Fungi, Basidiomycota, Agaricomycetes, Boletales, Suillaceae. The annotation marks the transcript as partial. The transcript is spliced from 3 exons. The record is from RefSeq and is a predicted model, not a curated record.